AGUCCAUAGAUGAGGAGUUAGAAUCGCAGACACAACGAUUAACCAUAUAAAUUUGAGACUCUGAUAUCAUAUAUAUAUAUUUCUUUAUAUUUGUGUUUAGGAAAUUAAUAAAUUAUGGAGUUUGGAUGGGCUGCUCUUGGAGCAGGAAUUGGAGUUCUGUUUGAUGUGGUUAAAGAAACAGCUGCAAAGAAUAAUAUGUUCAAGGAUGCACUGGAGAGCCUCAUGAGAAAGCUAGAAACUCUGAAACCCCUGAUCGAAGAGGUGAAAAAGUUAAACGAACAACUGCCUGACGAACACGGAGAUGAAUGUGGAUAUUACGAGUCAUAUUUAAAGGAAGGGGCAGAGCACGUUCGCAAGUGCGAAACAGUUGGUCGGUGCAAUAUUGUGAAGAAGUCUCACUACGCCCACAAACUGCAGGAAUUGGAUCGGACCAUUCAGUUGUUGAUAUUAAUUGGUUAUGUUGUUAGGAAUUCCAAGAAGAUAUUGAUUUUCACAGGCAUAACAUUGACAGUGAUUCAGGAACAGCAAGGCAUCAGCAUUGGGCAACCUCAUCAUCCUCAUCAGGACAUUCCUUCUUCCCCUUAUAAUGCUCUGCCUCCUUCUCCACUUCCGCCUACAAGUCAGAAUCAUGAUGUGGGCCAGGGAUGGAUUGCUCGUAUUAGGGAAGGAGUUGGAUCAUUAUUAAACGAGGUUAAAGAAUCCAACGACGAGACGUCUUUGUGGUGGAAAACCCCCCUCAACAAGCUAAAAGCCACGUUACAAAUUUUGCAGCUACUGGUCAAAGACAAAGAAAUACUGGAUCUGCUAGAAUAUAAAGCAGCAUAUUACAAGUUCACAAUAGAUAAAGGGGUAGAGGUAGUUCAAAAGUGCUCCCAGGUUCAUGGGCUUAAGUACCUGUGCAUGAAGCCUUUCUACGCCGUUAUGUUGCUUCGAUUGAACAAAGUUCUAGAAGAAUUGGUUCAGGAACUGCUGGAUCCUGCAAUAAAGAAUACGGAAAAGAAAUUGAAUUCCGUACGGGAAGAGUACAACAAAAUCAGAGCACGACAAAAUCAUGGGAGAUAUCGGAGGCAAUGCCAGAGUACAUAUCAGAUUCCCAUAGGUCCUGAUCUACUUCGACGAUGAGGGAAGACCAUCCUGGCAAAAUACAAGCUGAGGAUGCUAAAAUUGAUGCAAAUGGUUAGAAUGUUUGGAGACGUGGUGGAGCUCAUGGCCAUGGGCUUAAUGACUGUGAACAAUAAUUUUAGACUUCUGUUGGCAAUAUUUUGAAAAUGUUAUUUCCAUUUUUAAUCCUUUUUUAUCGUUUAAUUGAUGUUUUGGUGUUUAUGAAUACACGAUUCAAUAUUGAGAUGUAAUUUCUACACAAGAGACCUAAUUUUAUGUGGCAGAAUAUAUAAGUGUUUCUAAUAUAUUACCAAAUAUACAUCUAGUAAAUC
This is a messenger RNA of Ziziphus jujuba (common jujube), 1433 nucleotides long. RefSeq lists its product as uncharacterized. Bases 115 to 1122 code for a protein of 335 amino acids. The record is from RefSeq and is a predicted model, not a curated record. Lineage: Eukaryota; Viridiplantae; Streptophyta; Magnoliopsida; Rosales; Rhamnaceae. The transcript is spliced from 3 exons. Gene Ontology annotation, biological process: defense response to fungus.